UCAUUGAUUCCCAACACCGCUUUCUGUCUCAUCCUAUUUUGAGCCAGUCUCGCUGUUGUUUUUACAUGUAUUUUUGGUGCCUAUGAUCCCUCCACCGCAACCGCUGGUGCCGUAUUAUUAGACUCCACCUCUUUCCCAAAUUCCAAAUACUCAAAUGUAUUACCAAGCCCGCUCCCUCGCUCUCCAGACUCGACUGUUUAGGCUCCUCACUUCUCAUGCAAUGGCUAUUGAUUGUAUGAUCACAACCAAAGCAUCCGCGUCCGAAAUCAUGUCAUCGUCCAAUCCCGAGCGCCUGGACCAGCAGCAGAACCCGCUGGUAUUCGACGCUUCCGUCCUGCAGCACCAGACUAGCAUUCCCACUCAAUUUAUAUGGCCUGACCACGAGAAGCCAAGUCCCAAUUCCCGGGAACUUGCCGUCCCGCUCGUUGACUUGGGCGGCUUUCUCUCGGGAAGCCCCUCUGCCGCCAAGGAAGCCUCAAGGAUCGUCGGCGAAGCGUGCCGGAAGCACGGUUUCUUUCUGGUAGUGAAUCACGGGGUGGAUGCUAGUCUAAUAUCGGAUGCCCAUCGAUGCAUGGACUCCUUCUUUGAACAGCCACUUUGCGAGAAGCAAAAGGCUCAGAGGAAGGUGGGCGAGCAUUGUGGCUAUGCUAGUAGUUUCACUGGCCGCUUCUCCUCCAAGCUUCCCUGGAAGGAGACCCUUUCUUUUCAAUUCUCUGCGGCGAAAGAAUCAUCCCACAUCGUGGAAGAGUAUUUUGAGAAGACAUUGGGCCAUCAAUUCUUGCACCUUGGGGGGGUUUACCAAGAAUAUUGCAAUGCGAUGAGCACCCUUUCGCUGGGGAUCAUGGAACUACUGGGGAUGAGCCUGGGAGUAAGCAGAGAGAGUUUUAAAGAAUUCUUCGAAGAAAAUGAGUCAAUAAUGAGAUUGAAUUACUACCCGCCGUGCCAGAAACCAGAGCUCACACUAGGAACCGGACCUCACUGCGAUCCGACAUCCCUAACAAUCCUCCACCAAGACACUGUGGGCGGGCUUCAAGUAUUUGUAGAUGGGGAAUGGCGCUCCAUUGGUCCCGACAUGAACGCUUUUGUUGUCAACAUAGGCGACACUUUCAUGGCACUCUCGAAUGGAAGAUACAAAAGUUGCUUACACCGGGCAGUGGUAAACAACAAAACUCCUAGGAAGUCACUAGCCUUCUUUCUGUGUCCAAAGGAGGAUAAGGUGGUGAGCCCACCAACCGAAUUGGUGGAUUCCAACAACCCUCGGAUAUAUCCCGACUUCACAUGGCCGAAGCUCCUCGAGUUUACGCAGAAGCACUACAGAGCUGACAUGCACACCCUGCAGAUGUUCUCAAAUUGGCUUCAACAGAAAAACAUCUGAACAAAAAGGGGGAAAAAAGAACCCAACAAAAAAAAAUUUGGAGUUUCAGUUUGUAAGAGAACGGCUUGUAGACUUGUAGUGCGAACGUGCGUCGUCCCACGUAGUAGUUCUUUUCCUGUGAGCUUAAUCAUUGUCCCAUACGUGGGCCGGAUGAGGGUGAUGUUGAAAGGAUAGAGAAACAACUGAUCAGGAGGUAAAAGAACCAAAAAAAAAAAAA
Molecule: messenger RNA, 1592 nt
Organism: Coffea arabica (coffee)
Lineage: Eukaryota; Viridiplantae; Streptophyta; Magnoliopsida; Gentianales; Rubiaceae
Product: gibberellin 20 oxidase 1-D-like
Source: RefSeq, a predicted model, not a curated record